UGAGCUGGGCCCCGAUGGUGUCAAAAUGCUGCGGCUACACGCACGCACCAGCCGCCCCAAGGUGCCCCACCGGGCCGGAGACGCCUGGGCCAUCGCCAUCUUCCCGCAGCCGGAAGCGGAAAUGGCACAAACCUUGUGCGCUGACGCACGGGCCCGACGUAGAGCGGGAGUGCGGCGGGGAACACGGGUCCGCCGGGGACUCCGGCAGGCGCAGGAGCGGGCACGUGACGGCGGCUGCGAUGGCUUCGGCCGCUGUGGAGACCUUCGUGAGCAAGCAGUUGUACCUGCUGGAGCUCGAGAGGGAUGCGGAGGUGCAGGAGCGCAGGUCCUGGCAGGAGAACAUCUCUCUGAAGGAGCUGCAGAGCCAGGGCGUGUGUUUGCUGAAGCUGCAGGUGUCCAGCCAGCGCACGGGGCUGUAUGGACGACUGCUGGUCACCUUUGAGCCCAGGAGAUGUGGAUCUGUGGCAGUGCUUCCCAGUAACAGCUUUACUUCCGGUGAUAUCGUGGGUCUGUAUGAUUCUGCUAAUGAAGGCGGGCAGCUGGCCACUGGGAUCCUGACCCGUAUCACCCAGAGAUCCGUCUCGGUGGCCUUUGACGAAUCCCAUGACUUCCAUUUGACCUUGGACCGGGAGAAUUUGUACAGAUUGUUAAAGCUUGCCAAUGAUGUCACUUACAAGCGCCUGAAGAAAGCCCUGGUAGCUCUGAAGAAGUACCAUUCUGGACCUGCAUCCCCGCUCAUCGAGGUCCUCUUCGGCGGAUCUGCCCCCAGUCCUGCCCAGAAAAUAUCCCCACUGACGUUCUACAACACCACCCUGGAUCCCUCUCAGAAAGAAGCAGUUUCAUUUGCCCUGUCUCAGAAAGAACUUGCCAUCAUCCAUGGACCUCCUGGCACCGGGAAAACCACGACCGUGGUGGAAGUCAUUCUUCAAACUGUGAAGCAAGGCUUAAAGGUUCUGUGCUGCGCUCCCUCUAACAUCGCCGUGGACAAUCUGGUGGAGCGGCUGGCUCGGUGUAAGCAGCGGAUUCUGCGCCUGGGGCACCCUGCCCGCCUCCUGGAGUCCAUUCAGCAGCACUGUCUGGAUGCGGUUUUAUCUCGGAGUGACAGUGCCCAGAUUGUUGCAGACAUCAGAAAGGACAUCGAUCAGGUCUUCGUGAAAAACAAAAAGACCCAGGAUAAGAAGGAUAAAAGUAACUUCCGCAAUGAAAUUAAGCUGUUGAGAAAAGAGCUGAAGGAGAGGGAAGAAGCAGCGAUGGUGGAAAGCCUCACCGAAGCCAGCGUGGUCCUCGCGACAAACACAGGUGCUUCUGCUGACGGCCCUCUAAAGUUGCUGCCCGAGAGCUACUUUGACGUGGUGGUCAUUGAUGAGUGCGGCCAGGCCCUGGAAGCCAGCUGCUGGAUCCCUCUGCUGAAGGCCAGGAAGUGCAUCCUGGCUGGAGACCACAAGCAGCUGCCACCCACCACAGUCUCACACAAGGCAGCACAGGAGGGGCUGUCGCUCAGCCUGAUGGAGCGCCUGGCUGAGGAGCAUGGUGACAGGGUGGUGCGAACACUGACCGUGCAGUACCGCAUGCACCAGGCCAUCAUGCGCUGGGCCUCGGAGGCCAUGUACCGCGGUCAGCUCACGGCCCACCCAUCGGUGGUGGGGCACCUCCUGAGGGACCUGCCAGGCGUGGCUGCUACGGAGGAGACUGGCAUCCCCCUGCUGCUCGUGGACACUGCCAGCUGUGGGCUGUUCGAGCUGGAGGAGGAGGAUGAGCAGUCGAGGGGAAACCCAGGAGAAGUCCGCCUUGUCAGUAUGCACAUCCAGGCUCUGGUGGAUGCUGGUGUCCAAGCAGGUGACAUUGCUGUCAUCACACCCUACAACCUCCAGGUGGACCUGCUUAGACAGAGCCUCGGGCACAAGCACCCUGAGCUGGAGAUUAAGUCUGUCGAUGGCUUCCAGGGCCGGGAGAAGGAGGCUGUGGUGUUGUCCUUCGUCAGGUCUAACAGGAAAGGUGAGGUUGGCUUUCUGGCCGAGGAGCGGCGGAUCAAUGUUGCUGUCACCCGUGCACGGCGCCACGUGGCAGUCAUCUGUGAUUCCCGCACUGUCAACACCCACCCCUUUUUGAAGACCCUGGUGGAUUAUUUCACCAAGCAUGGGGAAGUGCGCACAGCCUUUGAGUAUCUUGACGAUAUCGUCCCUGCAAACUAUGCCCAUGAGGGCUCCCAGGGCCACAGCCAGGCUGCUGUGAAGCCUCAAGGGCCCACUUCCUCGGCCAGGAAGCCACCUGGAAGUGGGCGGCAGAAGGGUGGCCAGGAGCAGCGGAAGAAGCCAGGCACAAAGCCUUCGGGCUCUGAAGCCCCUUCUCAACCCAGCCUCAAUAGGGACAGCCCAGGGGGCCUGAGAGGUGAAGAUGGCACCGAGCACUUCAGGGCCAUGAUCAAGGAGUUUGUGGCCAGUGAGGAGAUGCAAUUGGAGUUUCCUGUGUCCCUGAAUUCUCAUGACAGGCUGCGGGUCCACCAGAUAGCCGAGGAGUAUGGGCUGCGGCAUGACAGUGCCGGGGAGGGGAAGGCGAGGUACAUCACUGUGAGCAAGAGGGGCCCUGUGGGGGUCGGCAGCAGAGCUCCCCUCUCUCCUGAGCCUUCCGGCCCUGGGCAGCCAGAGCAGACCCCCGGUGAGCAGUGCAGCCAGGCCCCACUGGACCUGAAGGCGCUGUACCUGGAGAGGCUGCAGAGGGAGCAGGGUACCCGGGAGCAGCCAGCCAAGAAGGGGCAGCCAGUCAUGGGCUCUGGGCUGCAGAAGUUUCCAGAAAAGAAAAAGAAAAAAGAAGCCAAGGAUGCGUGUUCAUGGUACACGUGCAUCCUACAGCAUUACACUGUUCGGAGCCUCGCAGCUCUUUCCACUUGGCGCCUCACCAAGGAUCUGCCCACCGAGGAGGACUUUGAUGUGUUGGUGUCAGCUGCUGUUAAGGCCAACAACACCUGCGGCUUUGUCAAGUGUUCAGCCAGUGUCAUGACUUUGGGACAGCUCUGCCAGUUCUGUGGCCACUGUUACUGCGUCAGCCACCACCUCCCUGAGAUCCACGGCUGCGGUGAGAAGGCUCGUGCCCAUGCCCGACAGAGAAUCAGCCGGGAAGGGGUCCUCUAUGCGGGCAGCGGGACCAAGGACAGGUCCCUGGACCCUGCCAAGAGGGCCCAGCUCCAGAGGAGGCUGGAUAAGAAGCUGGGGGAGCUCAGCAGCCAGAGGGCAAGCAAGAGGAAGGAGAAAGGGACGUGAUGGUGGCUGCCUGGAGGGAGAGCCUGCAGCUGGUGCCAAGCUCAGGACACAGCCAAGCCCACUCUGUCCCCCGGGCCAGGGCACCAGGUCCUCGGGGUCAGGCUGUCCCAGCCUGGGGACCUUUCCCCAGCCUCUUCUCCCACUCCCAGUGAGACCGGAAUCCCGCCUGCGGGUCUCAGGGAAGGUCCUGUUUCCUUGGAGAUGUGCCUGGUGUCGGGCUUUGUCACAGUGGCCCCCCCGUGCGGCUGGUAGGCUUCACUGCAUUAGGACGAGGGGUCUGAGAGGAAACAAGAGGCCCAGGUGCCCUGAAUGGCCCUGGGACGCAGGUUUGGAGGAGGGGCUUUCUGCCCACAUGCCCCUCUGGCCAGCUGUGGCCACCUUCCUCUGUCCCUGGUGCCUGUGCUACACUUUCCCUGCAGGCCAUGGUUAGGGAGGCUUCUGGUGUGUGCUCGCCCUCCUCUGUCGUGGGCUUGGGGACUGGGAGAAGUGGCCAUUCCCUGGGGGCCCUUGUGGAGAGCACUGUCCCAGAGCAUCCAUGUCCCUGAUGCCUAUGGAUCCGAACCUCGCUAAGCACUCUUUGCCAAAUAUUUAUAAGAACCGUAACAGGUAUUUCAAUCAAAAGGUCUUAUUUCAAAAGGACAUAAAUUAUUUUUAAAUGAAAUAAAAAAUCCAUGCCUACAAUC
Heterocephalus glaber (naked mole-rat) is the source of this 3940-nucleotide messenger RNA. RefSeq names its product immunoglobulin mu DNA binding protein 2 (gene Ighmbp2). Lineage: Eukaryota; Metazoa; Chordata; Mammalia; Rodentia; Bathyergidae. Gene Ontology annotation, cellular component: cytoplasm; nucleus. The record is from RefSeq and is a predicted model, not a curated record. Gene Ontology annotation, molecular function: ATP binding; DNA binding; ATP hydrolysis activity.